Neurospora tetraspora is the source of this 5771-nucleotide messenger RNA. RefSeq lists its product as uncharacterized. NCBI's taxonomy places the organism in Eukaryota, Fungi, Ascomycota, Sordariomycetes, Sordariales, Sordariaceae. The transcript is spliced from 6 exons. The record is from RefSeq and is a predicted model, not a curated record. Bases 263 to 5689 code for a protein of 1808 amino acids. Gene Ontology annotation, cellular component: cytoplasm. Gene Ontology annotation, molecular function: nucleic acid binding; ATP binding.
AGGAAGUAGCGGGUAGGUAUCAGGAUGGGAGACGCGCCUUCCGUGUCAGUGUGCGGUCCCGGUCAUUCAACAUCCAGGCAGAAAUUGACGCCCACCGCUUUACUAUACUUCACCUUUUCACUAGCCCACCACUUUUUCCCGGCUCGGCUGACUACUCACAUUCUUCCUUCAACACCCGACACCGAAUUUGAUCAUUCCAGAAUCCAGAUCUUGUCGUACGGGCAACUUUCGCGCAGAGACGACACUCCCAAAUCUGGCCAGAAUGGCUGGUCCUGAUCAUUCCAGCGAGUCGCCUGGUGACGGUCCAGACGCCACCGACGACCGCCUGAAGAGCUGGUUCCGAUCUUUGUCCCCGACAAAGGUUGACAUCGUCGGCGAUUUCGCCGGCAAAGAGCGCUUUGCCAUUCAUGGAGAAGCCCUGCUUGCACAUUGUCUUCAUACCAUGAAAGUCGACUUUGACUAUGGCUUCCAGAUUCUCCAUGCCGUUCACGCCGUUGAGACUCUUCUCCUGAGGCUGCGUGAUCGAGGAUGCAACUUCCACAUCCUCUGGUUCAACCGAGAAUAUCAACUAUCCAUCCCCACGGAAACUUCAGCCGAGAUAACCUACAAAUACCAGCUCACUCGAAAAAUUCUGAUCCAGCACUUCGCUCACGCACAGAAUGACAAACAACUUGUUUUCAGUUUUGUAUUCACGAGCCUGGGCGGCGAUUCUGUCACUCGAUAUCUUGAAGAACAUCAUCCGCAUUUCUUCUUGGGAUCCGAUGGUACAACGCCGUGGUGGACGGGUGGCCCGCAACUUCUGACGCCCCUUCACAUGCUGUACCGUAUCAAUUCGGCAGGAUAUCAUGUUGCAUGUGUUGAGCAUCUGGAGUUCAAGAGCUCAAGGGCUUUCCUACUGAUUGCCUCUCCCAGAGGGGCGCAAAGACCGCUAAAUGGCGACGCCUUUUCUCCGAUUCCCGACACUUCCCCCGUUGAGGACAACAUUGGAGAUCGUCUUGGAGGACUGAUCAAGACGCACAACCUGACUGCCCGGGAAAUUAUUUCCUUGUAUUCAUUGGCUCAUGUACUUGGCCAGUACGCGCCCGAUGCCGGCGAGGCCACCGAGAUUGGGCAACAAGUUACAGUGCUACUCCUCCAGCUAGUCUUCAUGAGACACUGUAGUAUUACAGGCCGGAGCUUUGAACCGCAAGGAUCGGGACUAGAUCUGGGCAAUGCCGCCAAUUCUUUCAUUUGUUCCUUGUCUGAGCCGGCCCAACGUGUUCUCAACUCCUGGGGUUCAGGACCGUUCACAAACUCAGCAUGGGAUGCAUUUGAUCUUUUUGACGGGCGGCUCUACCUGGCCUUGCUACGUUCUUCACACAACAUAAACUUGUCCAGUGCACUUCAUGAAGAGUUUAUCCAACUCGGUGCACUACUCGAGCAUCUCUGUGGGUACAAUGUCACUGCCAAGUGGCCGGCAAAUUUGACGGAUACCGAUGGAGGAGAAGCUCGCCUCAAGAACGCCGACCGCCAACCUGAUCAGUCCGUACCGUCGUUGUCGGUAUUGCCUUUCAGCCAUCCCGUAUUGGACGAGUUUCUCACUUCAGUGCACCUACGCACGGAAGCUGUCAUCUCCUCACCAGUUGACCAUAAAGUUCACAAGGAGCUGACACACUGGCACAAUCAAAGGCCAAUUGACCCCAAGCAACCCACCAAGGCUCCUGGCUUUAGGGCAAGACGACGAAACCAACGCUUCAUGGCCGACAUCAUUGCCUACUCUGCUAGUCUUACCGGUGCAUCUGGGAAGAUUAUCGAGCCGGAAAUCGUUGUUGUUCGCAGUUCGGUCGAGCAAAGCAAGCCCGCUAGUAGGCAUGCAGUGAACAAGGGCAAGAAACAGGCCAACUCCAACAAACCCCUGAAAAAGAGUGGCAAGCAAAAGGCUCUUGAAGAGGCUGAACUACGCAGAGCAGCCAAGUUUCAGGACAAAUCGCCGGCAAUCAUCACCUUCUGGAAAGAAAGGUGUCUCGAGUUCUCGAAAGAGGCAUCUCUGGUUAAGCGAUAUUUGCGGGUCGAGAAAUAUCUCUUGGGCUUGAGUCCAGUUCAUUUGUCUGUGAUUGGGGCGGAAGUCUCUCUGUAUCUUUGCCACGUUCUUCGCCAAACCCAAGGUCGUUACAACCCGGCCGCAAUGACUCACUCCUCUGUUUUGGCGAUGCUCUGGUCCCAAAUCCAGGAGACCGCCAAAUUGACCAUGACCGAAGAAGUCCACACCCUUGUGACCAGAGUUUUACAGUCCUUCAAACUCCCACUAUACAAGAUCCCGGCGCCCCUUCCAAAGAGAAAGCUUCCAUUUGAGUUCCUGGAUAUCGUGAACGGGGAUCUACUGCCUCCUGGAAAGUCUUCGCUUGACUUCCAGCUCGAAUCUUGCGGACCGUUCCUUGAACGAAGCUUCGACUCUGCCCCAGAUCCUCGUGUGCCUUUUGAGCCCGAUGCCUGGCAGAGAAAGGUACUUGACGCUAUCGAUGAGAACAAGAGUCUACUCGUGGUUGCCCCAACGUCGGCUGGCAAGACGUUCAUCUCCUUCUACGCUAUGAAGAAGAUCCUCGAAGCCAACAAUGACGAUGUACUGGUGUAUAUUGCCCCGACCAAAGCUCUCGUCAACCAAAUUGCCGCCGAGAUCCAAGCCAGAUUUUCCAAGCGAUAUGAUCAAGAAGCACGGUCUGUCUGGGCUAUUCAUACUAGGGAUUACCGCAUCAAUAAUGUGAAGGGGUGCCAAAUCCUUGUAACCGUCCCUGACAUAUUGCAGAUUCUUCUGCUGGCUCCUUCCAAUGCAACAGGCCCAGCGUCUUUCGCCAGGAGAAUCAAGAUGAUCAUUUUCGACGAGGUUCACUGUAUUGGCCAGUCCGAAGACGGGAUUGUUUGGGAGCAGCUUUUGCUUCUUGCACCAUGUCCCAUCAUUGCCCUAUCGGCCACCGUGGCAAACCCCCUCGAAUUCCGAGACUGGCUUUUUAAUGCUCAGAAGGCCAAGGGAUUUGAUCUGGAGAUGGUGGUACACUCAUCCAGGUACUCAGACCUCCGCAAGUUCAUCCAUGAUCCGUCUCCGGGUACAUAUGAAUUCGCAGGCUUCGAGCCCGUUGAACGUCUCCCAUUUCCAGGACUUGACUCUGAUUGCGAGAGUCCGUUGCCUUUCUUAUUCUUACAUCCAAUCGCAGGUAUCAUUGAUAGGAGCCGGGACACUCUUAACGAUGCCAGUCUUGAACCGCGAGACUGUAUCGAGCUUUGGAGACACAUGACCAAGCAUCAGAAUGGCCAGUAUCAAGUUCCGAAGUCCCUGGAUCCGGAGAAGAUGUUGCCGUCACUUGUCAAGAAAUCCGACGUUACAAAGUGGGAAUCGGCCCUGAAGGACGUCUUGGCUAACUGGAUGCUUGACCCCAAUUCCCCGUUCGACGAACUUCGAAACCAUUUGCGUGGAGAACGGUUUGCUCGACUGUCAUCAACGUACGGUCAACCCGAGUCCAUCGACUUACCGCCUAGUCAAUGUGGACCUAUUGUAUCCAGACGUUCCAUUUUCUCACUUGUGACUGAUCUUAGGUCACAUGGAGCAUUGCCUGCUAUCCUCUUCAACUAUGAUCGGGUUGGCUGUGAGACCAUUCUUCGGGAACUAAACGACACUCUUGAGGCCGCGGAAGCAGCAUAUAAGCAACAUAAUCCACAGUGGCUGAAGAAGCUGGCGGCUUUCGAAGAAUGGAAGAAAUACCGUGAGACGGCCAAAAUGAAGGAGGCAAAGAUGAAGGAAACCAAAAAGACCCGUUCGAGAAAUGAUGACGACGAUGGCGCAAUGAGUAAAGGAGACCGAACCCGCGACGAGGCAAAUCGAGAGCUGAGCGUUUGGGAUAGCUUCGACCCGGAAGGCCCCCUUCAGCAAUACAGCUUUGCUGAUAACACCAAGCUCUCGCAGGGAGAGCUUAACGCGCGAUUGAAGUCCCUUAGAGCAGACACCGUCCGUCCCUGGAUCCUGGAUGCACUUUACCGAGGAAUUGGCGUACACCAUGCAGGUAUGAACCGCCAGUAUAGACAGAUAGUCGAGGUGCUUUUCCGUAAAGGCUUUUUGACUGUGGUCGUCGCAACUGGGACACUUGCCAUGGGCCUCAACAUGCCUUGUAAGACUGUUGUCUUUACCGGCGAUUCAGUUUUUCUGACCGCACUCAAUUACCGCCAAGCCUCUGGCCGUGCUGGCCGGCGUGGCUUCGACCUCCUUGGAAACGUCGUCUUUCACGGCCUUCAUCCGCACCGGGUUCUUGAAAUAAUGUCUGCGAAGCUUCCGGAUCUUCGCGGACAGUUUCCUACAUCAGUCACACUCAUCCUCCGGCUUUUCAUACUCCUACACGGAACACAGAACUCUGAGUUUGCAGCUAACGCUGUAAAGGGCCUGCUGACCCAAAGCAGACUCUGCUUGGGCGGACCUGAUGCGAAAAUGUCGAUCGCACAUCAUCUUAGAUUUUCGAUUGACUACCUCAGACGCGAACACCUGUUAUCCGAGAAUGGUGUCCCACUUAACUUCUCUGGCCUUGUGGGACAUCUGUCCUACACAGAGAAUGCGGUCUUUGCAUUCCAUGCCCUUCUCAAGGACGGAUAUUUUCACGACCUCAGUUAUAGCAACCGAAGCCGGGAAGACAUUAUCCUCGAAAUCAUGCUUGUCUUGAGCCACUUGUUCUGUCGCCACGCUUGCCCCCAACACAAAGACAAGCAGUUCCUCGAGCGUGUGCAUCGCUCUCCGUCAGUUGGAAUUCUCCCAGAUCUUCCCCAGAAAGCAAGUGAGGUCCUAGAGCGCCACAACCAGCAGACCUUGUCCAUCUUCCAGAAUUAUGUCAGCUCUUACGCCAAUCAACAUCUGACCGGGACGCCGGAUAACUGUCUUCCCUUUACCGAGUACAAGGUUGAUUCUGUCUAUGCUCAACCAAUGCUGGACCUUUCAACUGUACUUCCCUCGUCUGACUCACCUCGGCCGCCCACCGUUGUUCGAUCUCCAUUCUCUGCACUCUCUGGCUUUACGGACGAAUUUCACACUAUUCACGAGCUUUGCGAGACUGUCCGCGCAGGCGUUUUCCUUGAAGAGUCUGCAGUCCCGUACAUUCCGAUCGCACCAAAGGAAACGGAUGGCGUACCUUGGAACGCCUACCUUUAUGACUUUUUCAAGCAUGGAGAUAUGGAGGCACUCAAGCAUGUCAAUAUGAUUAAGGGUGGCGAUGUCUGGUACCACCUAAAAGACUUCUCGCUCAUCCUUUCUACAAUUGUGACGAGCUUCGCCAAUUUUCUGGAGCUUCCAAAUGCCGAUGGUGACUUCGGGUUUGAGGAGGAGGACGAGCUCGAGAUCGCAGAUGAUGAUGGACCUCUCUUGAGCGGGGAUGAGGGGAAUGGUAUGAGGAAUGAUGUCUGCGGCGCUCCCGCUCCACCGCAGAAGGAACAGAAGAAGAACAAGGCGAAAAAGAAAGUGGUGGCCGAAUCAUGGGAUGAUGAGAGCAGUGAUGAAGACACAGAGGAUGAUACAAAAACGGCCAAUCACGGUGACGAUUCGUGGUCUAGUUCAGCCUCUGGUUAUCCUCAGGCGCCCAGAUGGGCUGACAAUGGUGGUCCGUCAUUGAUGGAGAUCUUCCGAAAUUUCUCAGCACUUCAACGGGAGUUUGAGGAGAAGUUCCACAAGACAUUUGCUUGAGGACUGACUUGUCGUUGCUUUCUCCCAGAGAACAAUGACGAGAAGAGCCCGGAAAUACGCAGCUCCGUGGGUUAUUCUUCUU